Molecule: messenger RNA, 4953 nt
Organism: Ictalurus punctatus (channel catfish)
Lineage: Eukaryota; Metazoa; Chordata; Actinopteri; Siluriformes; Ictaluridae
Gene: stk24a
Product: serine/threonine kinase 24a (STE20 homolog, yeast)
Exons: 12
Coding region: 712-2016 (434 amino acids)
Biological process (GO): protein phosphorylation
Molecular function (GO): protein kinase activity; ATP binding
Source: RefSeq, a predicted model, not a curated record
CCUUUUGGCUCCGCCUUGAAAUAAUCAGAGGUUUCAAUAUGGCGGAAGGCUACAGCGGAAAAUGAGGAGAGCAGUUCAGUGCAUUUGGUGAAAUUUCGCGUUCUUUUAACUGUUUUAAAUGUAGACACCAACUUAUCGUUUGCUAGCCUUCGGAUUUCAGAUAUAAUAAGGAACCGAGCAGUAUUGGCAGCUCUUCUAAGCGGAAGUUGAAAGUUAGCUAACUAGCUUGCUGUCCGUCCACCGAACUUAUGCGGCAGUUGGCAAAAAUAACCUAAUCCUCUCCAGUCCAGUGACUCUGGCGGUUUAUCGCGUUUAAUCAUCUCAGCACUGUUGCUCGUGUCUGGCAUUCUUUUAUUCCGUGAAGAAGUGCUGAAGAGCGGUGUUAUGGAUGUCAGAGUGGUCGAGGUGUAAUUUCUCCAUCGAACCUAGCUGGGUUGCUAGCAGAGAGAACCACACAGCCCCGGAGUCGCCGCUAAGUGUCUGUGUUACUAACCACGAUCAGUCCUUUGAGUAGUUCGUUUUGCUCGCCGCAAUAUUUCCUUUAGUUGCCAUCGUAACAAAAAUAACUGUUCCUUUAGCUAAGCUAGCUAGCCGUUGUUUGGACCAGACGUCAACUUGGAACAAGGACGGGUUUCGCUUUGUAUUCGUCUGGACAUUAUUGGAGUGUUUUCCUGGCUUUUGUGUUAUGAGACUUGGUGUGAAUAAGAAGUCAUGGCUCGUCACUCUCCUGUCCAGAGAGGACUUUCAGGCAUACAGAAUAUUAAAACCGACCCAGAAGAGCUGUUCACUAAGCUGGAGAAGAUCGGGAAAGGCUCAUUCGGAGAGGUGUUUAAAGGAAUAGACAAUCGUACACAGAAAGUCGUGGCCAUUAAGAUCAUUGAUUUGGAAGAAGCUGAAGAUGAGAUCGAGGACAUUCAGCAGGAGAUCACAGUGCUGAGCCAGUGUGACAGCCCCUUCGUUACUAAGUAUUAUGGGUCAUAUUUAAAGGGCACAAAAUUAUGGAUCAUAAUGGAGUAUUUAGGAGGUGGAUCAGCAUUAGAUUUGCUGGAGCCCGGGCCACUGGAUGAGUACCAGAUUGCUACUAUACUGAGAGAGAUUCUCAAGGGGCUUGAGUAUUUGCAUUCAGAAAAGAAAAUUCACAGAGACAUUAAAGCUGCUAAUGUGCUGCUGUCAGAGCAGGGUGAUGUGAAGCUGGCUGACUUCGGUGUGGCAGGCCAACUUACAGACACUCAGAUCAAGAGGAACACAUUUGUGGGCACUCCAUUCUGGAUGGCACCUGAGGUCAUAAAACAGUCAGCCUAUGAUUCAAAGGCAGAUAUAUGGUCGUUGGGUAUAACCGCGAUCGAGUUGGCCAAGGGAGAGCCGCCUCACUCUGAACUGCACCCCAUGAAGGUUUUAUUCCUCAUCCCAAAGAACAACCCGCCCACUCUGGAGGGAAACUACAGCAAACCGCUAAAAGAGUUUAUAGAAGCCUGUCUCAACAAGGAGCCAAGCUUUAGACCUACAGCCAAAGAGCUGCUGAAACAUAAGCUUAUUGUACGUUACUCUAAAAAGACCUCGUACCUCACAGAGCUCAUUGACCGGUACAAGAGAUGGAAGUCUGAGCAGAGUCGAGAGGAUUCCAGCUCCGACGAGUCUGACUCGGAACAGGAUGGACAGGCCUCAGGUGGUAAUGACUCAGGAAACGAUGAUUGGAUCUUUACCAUCAGAGAGAAAGACCCUAAAAAAAUCCAAAAUGGAAUCAUGCAGCAGUCAGAGCUGGACCACAGCGAGGUACAGAGCAGUGCGCGUGCGCAAAGGCCUUUGUCUCAGAGCCUGUCGACUAUUAUAUCUCCGUUGUUUGCAGAACUGAAGGAGAAAGGUGAGGCGAGUAAUGGAAAGCCAGAGGCAGUGGAUGAGCUGAGGGAGGCCAUAUUCCUGGCAGAAGAGGCAUGCCCAGGCAUCUCAGACUCCAUGGUCACAGAGCUAGUACAGAGACUGCAGAGGUUUGCGGUUCCCCGGGCCUCAUCUCACUGACUGCUUGCUGUGGAUUCUCCUCUCUCCCUCGUAGUGUAGCCUCUCACUCACACACUCACACACACACACACACACACUCACUCACUCACUCACUCAGCCUGUACCUGGCACACUUAUUUUUUAUUUUAUUUUUUUUAUUUUUUGUUUACAUAUCAGGUGAAUGGGUAGUGUUGUGGAGGCCUGGCUGGGUUUCGACUCGGACUCUCACACCCCUUCUGAGAGCACUGCACCUUGUUCAGCACACACAGGGGCGGAGUAGCAGGUGGUUGCACCAGCCAUGUGCAGGUUCUUUCCAAACUGUAUGUGUAAAGUAGUUUGCGUCUUAAUGACACGAUUUUAUUGUUAACCGUCUAGUGAGUGCAGAUUCAGUGGCAACAUGAAAACUAAUUCAACUGUCGUGUUGGGAAUUACACUGAUUCAUUUCAUUCACGCUCUAGCCAAAAGAGAUGGCUAGUUAACAUUUCAGUGGAGAAUGUGUGUCAGAACUUAGUUGAAAUGCAAGGAGUGGUUGUUAUAUGGUAGGUGUACAUGAGUAUUUUUUUAUUAUUAUUAUUAUUAUUCAGUAGUUAUCAGCUGGUCAGUUUUAUACAAUACCCUGUUUUACACAUGUCCCUUCGCUAGUGUAAGUCUUACACUAUGGUAUUUAAUACAAGCUCUGUAAAGUAGGCAGACAGUUUCGUUAGAACUUGGACAGUUGGUGCAAACCAGUUAUUGAAUGUGCAGUGUGUGAGAACUUUAAGGUGUGUGUGUGCAUGUGCUAUAGGCUCCCAGCAGUGAAGUCAUGAUGAUCCUUUAUUAUUAUUUUUUUUUUAACUCAGGUAUCCUGCUCUCAGUAACUGGAGUCUUCUGAGAGGCAGACUGAGCGUGCUCAACUGGGUGUGUAAAUGUGUGUGUAUAUAGGCUUCCAAACAUGUCAUGGAGGUACGCUAAUGAAAACACUGUGUUUAAAAAUGGCCAACUGCUCCUGUAGAUACUGUUCAUUAAGAUAUAUACGUCAACUGGCCAUCACUGAGAUUGCCUUGUCUUUUAAUUUGCUUUUUUUUUUUUCUCUCUCUUUUAAAUCAUUUGAUUACAUUUUUUCAUGGAUUGAACGGAACGCUGCCAUUGGACCUGUUAUCACAUCUUUGUUCUUCUCUACCUUCACAGUGCCAUUCAUACUCUCCUAUUGUUUCCAUUUACCAAUCUGUUCGAGUCCAACCCUUAGGAAAUAUAUUUUGAUAAAGUUGCAAUCCCAUGUAUUAUUUUUUUUCUAAUCAUUUCAGUCAUGGAAAAAUAAUGCUGUAUACUAUGAUUUUAUUAUUAUUUUUUCUUUAAAAGCUCCAGACUAUUUCACCAAACUCCAGUCCUUUUGAUUUGCUGUAAACUUGUCAUAUGCCGCUAAAUCCUCAUGUCUUCCUGGAAAUUGAAAUGGUACAGGGUGUUUUUAAAUGUACCAACAGCUUGAAUUGCACUUAGAUAACUGCCUUCUUAUGAUACAUGAAUUAGCCAUAAGACAUAAGCAUGAAACUUGUACAGUGCAUUUCACUUCCUUAGGACUGCUGACGUGAGCAGCCUCUACAACAUCCAUGAGGUCUCACUGUGGUGCAUUUCGAAGCUGUUCAUUGCUCAUGUACAUUUACUGUCCGUAGUGAAAAGCUAGCAUCAACAAACGUGUUGUGGUAGAACUGCACUUGUGCUUACCCUUAAUCUUGUUUUAACCUGUAACUGCAUUUAUUCACCAGGUUUUAAAACGUUAAUCCAGUGAGUUAAAGCUGUAGCGUAAAAAUAGCAUGGGAUUCUGAGCGUAAGGCAAUUCUAGAUAAAUCUCUUUUCUAAUUGUUUGGGGACAUGGCUGCUAUCACAAGCAUGAUGCAUAUGCAUGUGUGUAGCAAGUGUUUUUUAAAAUCCUGAAAUCCAGCUGUUUAAAUUCAUUUUAAAAGGCUUUAUGCAAACAUUUACUAAAAUUUGAAUUUUUGUGCUUCUUAAAUGGCACACUUUGUUCUAAAAACAGUUUGGGAAAUGUAAAGCUGUUCUUCAAGACAGGAAAUUUGAAACAAUUUAAUGACCAUAGUGGGGUUUUUUUUUUAAUUAUAAUUUUUUUAUUUUUAUUUUAUUUUUUUUAGAAAUUUAGAAAGAGAUGGAGAACAAGACACUGACCAUGAAACUACUAAUAGUUCAGAGAGCAUCAUGAGGAGUGAUGUUUCUUUCAUGUAGUCAGGUGGAAAGUAACUUUUUGCUUAGUUAUCGUCUGAAUUAUGAUCAAAUUAUAAUAGUUAUAAUGUGUCAUAAGACUAGAUUGGAAUUAUUCAUUUUAAAACUGAAGAACAGGACUGAGACUGAAAUAAUGAUGAGGCUAUUAACAUUCUCGAAGAAACAGUUACUGAAAGUUGAAAAGAAGCUGUUCAAAUUAUUGCUGGUUUAAUGUUUGUGGUUCUAAGUCCUACAGAUGGCAUUUUAAUAGAAGCGGAAAUCUGCACUCGCGUUCAGACGCUGUCCUGUCGAUCAGCCUGUCUGUUUACUACAAAGUACACCCCCCCCCCCCUCUUUUAUUUUUGCCCUUGUAGAGAGAUUUUUUUUUCCCCUAUUAUUGAUGUUUGCACCUUUUCCAUUUCGAGUCUGAAUGUUUCCCUGUGUGUAAGCUGUAAUUUUCUGAGAUCACGGUUUGUCUUGUUUAUCUUUGUGACUGAACUUUCUUGAGUAUGGCAAUAAAUUAGGCUGUCAGGUUUCUCAGCACAGAUAUAUUCUAUGGAACAGAAUUCAAUAUUUUUAUAAGUGUAAAGUGCAGUAUUAUCUCUCGAAUGAAUUACACCAUAUGCUAUCUAACUGAUUUUCAAACAGUGUAAUUUUCUGUAACAUUGCUGAGUGUAUAGUCUUGUACAUAAUUCUUGCUUUUGUCAUCAAAUACCAAGGUACUGAAUUCCUUUCAAGCUUUUAAGAAAAAUAAAAAUGAUGAUAGUU